AUGGAUUUGGCGGAGACGAUGAAGAGUGUACUUGCGAAAAGCACUGGGACGUCGAGUGGCGCGGCGAGUACGUCGAGUUCGGCAACACCGCACGGAGCCGAGGGCUAUGUCACUGAGAAACUGUACAUGUUGCUGCAGCUCUACCUACAGAACAAGGGCUGGAGUCCCAGUAUAGAACUGCUGCAAUGUUUCAGUGACCUCAAAGAGUCAUCCAUGCUUCCCAGUGCUGCAUAUUUGCAAAUGAUGGCAUCCAGAGUAGGUUUAGAUACACAAGGAAGACUGAUUCUGCGCGAGAAUGGAAAGAUAAUAUUGCCAUAUGAACAUUUUGCUAACGCUGUCAUGUUGAAGCAUAUGAAUGGACCUCAUGGGCUCCAUCUAGGAUUAGAAGCAACAGUUAGAGCUGUUGUAGAAUCGUACACAAUAGGCAGAGAGCAGUUUGGAAUGGAGAAGGAAUUCAUAAUAGAAGUAGUACAGAACUGCCCCAACCCUGCUUGUCGGUAUUACAAGAACCAGCUGGAGAUGACGCAGAAGUCUAUACAGCAGCAUCUGUCUCAGCAACCCACAUAUAUUCCAGAUGCGGGAGCCACAAACCUGCCUGACAGCCAGGCGGUGGAGCGUCUGUUACGCAGCACGGCUUUGGCACAAGACUACCAGCUCCCUCUAGCACCACAUCUCGCCGCUCUCACUAGCCUAACAGGCGAAAAGUCUGAUCGUCGCAGUCAGGACAAGUUGUCGCAACACCAGCAGAUGUUGCUGCAGCAUCAGAACAGGUCGCUGGGCCAUCAGUCCUCCAUCGACAAGUACUUGCACUCACAACAACGCUCCUCCAGCUCCUCACAAGCCAGUCUCGAGACCAAGUCUAAGCAUCACUACUCAGAUGAACAUAAGCUCACCGAUUUUCUAAGGGCAAAUUUGGAGAGUCUGGAGUCUCUGUCUGGUGGGUCUGGGUCUGGUUCGCAUGCAGAGCGCGGGGGCGCAGGGUCGGGGGCGAGCGGGGGCGGGGGCGCGGGUGGGCAGGAGCGCGUGGUGCGCGCCUUCGCAGAGCUGGCGCGCAACCUGCAGCGCAUGCGGCCCUGCGUGCGCCCCGCCAUGUGCAAGCCCUACGGCAAGCAGAGCGAGCAGCUGCAGAAGAUUUUGUUGGACACUAUCCAGUUGGUUCAGUCGCUGCGCAGUUACUUGCCGCCACCACAUAUCCAGGUCACCUCGUGGAAGAACGACGAUAAGCUGCGCUCCAACAACAUGGAGGAGAUGGAGAGCCGUAAGAUAGUGAGCGGUAACUAG
This is a messenger RNA of Spodoptera littoralis (African cotton leafworm), 1281 nucleotides long. The record is from the annotation of a GenBank genome assembly. NCBI's taxonomy places the organism in Eukaryota, Metazoa, Arthropoda, Insecta, Lepidoptera, Noctuidae.